GAAACCGAACGACUCUCGCGAGGUGCGCACACGCAACGCUCGCUGGCCAAAAGCAACAAUAAACACAAUAAAUAAUAAAUACAAAAAGCUAUCAUCAUGUAUCUGGAUACGAAAAACUUGACAGCUAGCAGCAACAACAUCACAACAACAAUGGGUACAGUGGAGCCUAAGGCGACACGACGAAUGCGUAAAGUUUGGCAGCCACUGCGCAAACUAUUGACAGUGGGUGGCAAAAGUAGAGCCACCGCACAGCCGCAUCCCAAUAAUGUGGAUCUCAAUAAUACACAGCUGACGCUGCUGCCGCCAUUGGAGUUGCUGCACAGCGUCGAUGACAACGAGAGCAAAUCAACGCCCGAUGAGUCUAUCACAAAGUUUGCCGAGAGAGUUCAGCUACAGCUGCAGGAGGAGUUAGCACAGACACCACCACCGCCCAAUACGCCCACAUUGAUCAGCAGCGUGUACGUGGAGAAGGCCAGCACACAGAGCUGCAAUGCCUGCCAGCAUGGACGCAACUGUCAGCACAGACAUCACAGCAACAACAUCAACAACAGCAACAACAGCAACAACAGCAACAACAGUCUUGCAACACACACGAUGCCUCAGUCGACGCCUACGCCUACGUCAACACUGUGGGAUUUGCAACUCCCGCUGCAGUACAUCAGCACCGACAACGGCACCUUCUUCUGGGCCAACACACAGGAACGCGUGGACGAUGAUCUGUUGCACGCCUGGCUCUGUCAAAGCUUUAGCCAAUUGCCCGGCACACUUUGCUAGCCAACUGCCUGAGAGCCAAGAGUCUUAAUGUGUCGCCCCCUUAACCGGAUAACAGAUCUCAUUUGGUAUGCUCGUGACUGAGUCUCUCGUGGUCCUUAAUUACCUUACCAAUUUACCAAGCCAGCCGAGGAUCAGCAUGGUGCAUUCCAAUUCUCUUAUUAGUUAUUUGUUCACACAAUUAUUUAUUUCUUUUUUGCGCAAUAUUUACUUUUGUCAAUGUGAUAUCAAUUUGCAAAUAAAUGAAAAACUAUUGUACUACAGUUAA
This is a messenger RNA of Drosophila innubila, 1039 nucleotides long. It is a transcript of the gene E(spl)m2-BFM, whose product is annotated as enhancer of split M2 protein. Bases 97 to 774 code for a protein of 225 amino acids. The record is from RefSeq and is a predicted model, not a curated record. The transcript has a single exon. Gene Ontology annotation, biological process: sensory organ development; Notch signaling pathway. NCBI's taxonomy places the organism in Eukaryota, Metazoa, Arthropoda, Insecta, Diptera, Drosophilidae.